UAGAGCACGCGCCGUUAGAGGAGCUGUGAGAACGCCAGCUCGCGCGAGCCUGCGCCCUACACGCCCAUAGAGACCGGCCAGGGGAAAAAAAAACCGUCGCGGUCGCGUGCAUGCAACAGCAACUAAAGCUUCGAGGACGUGCACGCUCAAAUGGAGCUCAUAUCUCCCAGUUCUUCUUCUGGAACAUGGAUACCUUUUCUCUUGUGCUCGAUGCACGCGAGACCGGCACAGGAACUCAUAUCAUGUCUGCAAGGGCAGUGAUCCACCUACAGCCUUGUCGAAUUCACAAAUCAAGGACAUCACUGGGUUUUACUGCACGCCCCGGUCAGGUGCGAUCGACGGAAUGAGGCUGUUUUACUCUUCUGCUGCACCGUAGUUGUCACAGUUUCCUAAAAUUCUAAGGAAUGGAGUGGCUCAUCAUCUCUCUGAUAAUACUGGUUGUUUCUACCUCCGGACAUCUCUGUCCCAAGCGCUGCAUGUGCCAAAACCUGUCUCCAUCGCUUGCAAUUCUUUGUGCCAAGACGGGUCUGCUCUUUGUACCUACAGUAAUCGAUCGUCGGACAGUAGAGCUUCGACUCACUGAGAAUUUCAUCACAGCGGUAAGGAGGAGGGACUUUACCAACAUGACAAGUCUCCUGCACCUGACACUGUCAAGGAACACCAUCAGCCAGAUCAUGCCUCAUACCUUUGCCGAUCUUAAGCGGUUGCGGGCGUUGCAUCUGGACAGCAACCGGCUUAGUGUGGUCACGGAUGACCACUUCCAGGGUCUAACCAACCUACGGCACCUCAUUCUAGCCAACAAUCAGCUCCAUAACAUUUCUCCGCAUGCUUUUGAUGACUUCCUGGGGACUCUCGAAGACUUGGAUCUGUCGUACAAUAAUCUGGUGGACAUUCCUUGGGAAACCAUUGGAAGGCUUACUAAUGUAAACACACUUAAUAUGGACCAUAACCUAAUAGAGCAUGUCCCUUUAGGAGUGUUUUCCAACCUACACAAGCUUGCGCGUCUUGAUAUGACCUCAAAUAAACUGAAAAAAAUUCCGCCUGAUCCAUUGUUUCUUAGGAUCCCGGUUUAUGCUAAGUCCAAGGGGUCUCCACUGACCUCGCUUGUUCUAAGCUUUGGAGGAAACCCGCUUCAUUGUAACUGCGAGCUGCUUUGGCUAAGACGGCUUACAAGAGAAGAUGACUUGGAAACAUGUGCCACACCGCCAGAUCUUACAGCAAAAUACUUUUGGACAAUUCCUGAAGAAGAGUUCAUCUGUGAGCCGCCUGUUAUUACAAGAAGGUCUUUCAAGACCUUUGCUAUGGAAGGUCAGCCAGCCAGCUUAAAAUGUAAAGCCAAUGGUGACCCGGAGCCAGAGGUCCACUGGAUAUCUCCCGAAGGGCGUUUAAUCUCAAACACAUCUCGCACUCUCACCUUCAGCAACGGCAGCCUUGACAUAAACAUCACCUCCUUGAAAGAUAUGGGAGUGUUCAGCUGUAUUGCCUCUAAUGCCGCUGGGGAGUCCACGGGGACUGUAGAACUUGUGGUGACCCCACUUCCUCACAUGGCCAACAGCACUAAUCGCAUCCAAGAGCCUGAUCCAGGACCAUCGGAUAUCUUAACAUCUGCUAAGUCCAGCUCUUCCUAUAGUAAUGACACAAGGAUGCAAGAGAAGACAACAAUACUGGCCGAGCUAACCGCAAACUCGGCUCUUAUUAGAUGGCCAUCACAGCAGCAUUUCCCGAGUAUUAGGAUGUUCCAGAUACAAUACAACAGCUCAGUAGAUGACACCCUGGUCUACAGGUACAGCAAGGGGAUGAUCCCAUCUACAAAUCAGGAUUUUCUGGUGAGAGAUCUGGCAUCUGGGCGUGAGUACGACCUGUGUGUGCUGGCUGUAUACGAGGAUGGCAUAACCUCGCUGACCGCCACGAGGCAGGUGGGCUGUGUCUCCUUCGUCACACAUGCCGAGUACACCCAGUGCCACGUGCUGCGCAGCCACUUCUUGGGUGGCACUAUAAUCAUCAUCAUCGGCGGCAUUAUUGUGGCAUCCGUGCUGGUCUUCAUCAUCAUCCUCAUGAUUCGCUACAAAGUGUACAACCAGCAGGGACCCAAAGCCGGCAAAGGACUUGCCAAGAGCAAGGUCCGUUCACAAAGCAAUGCAGGCGGUCAGGUUUCUGGGCAGGUUUCAUGCUCAGGCUCCAAAGUCAUGGAGGGGCAGGAGGACCAAGGAUCAGGGUUUGGGGGAGGUGCAAGAGUCACGACUUCCUCUCUAAAAGACUGCAUUACCAUGGCUUUAGUGAUGGAUUGCGAAAAGGGAAUGCAGAACUCUGAGGCGAGCAGCGAGGGCAGUGUUUUACCCUUGCAAAAACGCCUCUCCAGGACAUGCCUAGAGCAAAAAGGUCAACCUUCACUCUCCACCAUUGACGGGACCGCAACUGUCGAAGGAAACACAGCAGGCCAGCAGGUCAGUGAUGAGAAAAAGGUUUUGCCAGACUGGGGCAAUUUAAAAAUUUGAUGACCUUUGCUGUUGUCCAACAAGAGGUGGCCACCAGCCCUAAAAAAUCUCUCUAGGUGACCUGAAAUCAGGGAAAAAUUUAUGAGGGAACCAUUUCUUUAAAAAAAAGUGCCAUUGUUUUAUCUCCAGGACUAUUCAAAAAAUUACACCAUGUAAUAUUUCCUGACACAAAGGAUUCACUCUUGCAAGAACACAGAAAACUGAGAACAUGGCUGUUGUCUGUCUCUGGCUUGUGGACUAAUCUGCCUUUUAACCUCACUGUGGCCUGGAUGGUCUUGUUUUUGCUACCAGUUACAUCAUUCAUCACUACCUGAAUGGUCUGAACUAUGGUAUCCCCCCUUUCCCAUCCUCACAGAUAUCUGAGAAUUUCAGAAGGAGCUGUAGGACACACAGCUGACCUGAUCCACUUCUCUUCCUCGUCAUUUUUUUUUCACACCUGCCACAUGAGAACUGACACAAGAUAUACUGCAAAUAAAUGGCAACAAACAGGUGUGCCUGGAGAGUAUAUGUUUUUCCCCCUAAUGUUCUGUAACUUUAAUUUGGUGUUUUGUUUAGUAGUGUAUAUAGCUGUACAUAAGCAAUUUCAAAUCUUAUAGUUUUGUACAUGUAUUUUUUAUGGUGUGUAAUCAUAUAAAGAGUGUUUGAUUCA
Silurus meridionalis is the source of this 3144-nucleotide messenger RNA. RefSeq names its product leucine-rich repeat and fibronectin type III domain-containing protein 1-like protein. The transcript has 7 exons. Lineage: Eukaryota; Metazoa; Chordata; Actinopteri; Siluriformes; Siluridae. The coding region runs from base 405 to 2495 and encodes 696 amino acids. Gene Ontology annotation, molecular function: protein binding. The record is from RefSeq and is a predicted model, not a curated record.